CUCACCUCCUCCCUUCACCUCCUCCCUUCACAUCAUCCUUUCAUCUCCUCCAUCUGCAGGAAAUCUAAUCAGCUGUAUUGUUGAGAUACAGACCAGCUGCCGUGUUUACAGACAUCCCCCUCCUCCUCUUUGUCCUCGUCCUCUCUCCUCCUCUUUUUCCUCCUCCUCUGUCUCCUCCCUCCUUCUCUUUCUCCUCCCUCCUCCUCUUUCUCCUACUCCCUCUCCCUUACUUGUCAGGCUUCAGACUUCAGUCUGACUGUGCAGCUGGACGUGAAAACAUCAUCAACAACAAAGAGGAACUUAUCAGCAGUAAAUCAAAUUCAGACCCGUGCUGCUCAGCCAGCAGCUGUUGGUCGCCGUGACGAUGGCGAGCGGCAUCCUCAGGAUGGUUGGCAGCGUCUUUGUGACAUCUCUGACUGGUCCAAAAGAGAUCCUGAAACAUACCAGGUCGAGGAUCUACAGCAAACCUCCCAGAAACCGGAUUGGAGCCGGGCAAAGUUUCUUUGUCAUGUCGGUGUUCGCGGCGGCCAUGUUGGUUCCUGCUGCCUGGAUCCUCCAUCAUCUGCCGGAGUAUCGCCAGAGAUCCCGCCAGGCGCCGAAGGCCUGAACACCGCUCCUCCUCUUCAUCAUCUUCCUCUUCCUCACAAACAGCUGGAGGAAGUUCUGUAAUUGAUAAAUGUAUCAGAGGAUUACUUCACAUUUCAUGGUUGAUAUU
Thunnus maccoyii (southern bluefin tuna) is the source of this 715-nucleotide messenger RNA. Its product is annotated as cytochrome c oxidase subunit 8A, mitochondrial-like. The transcript has 2 exons. Lineage: Eukaryota; Metazoa; Chordata; Actinopteri; Scombriformes; Scombridae. The record is from RefSeq and is a predicted model, not a curated record. Gene Ontology annotation, cellular component: mitochondrion. Bases 365 to 607 code for a protein of 80 amino acids. Gene Ontology annotation, biological process: mitochondrial electron transport, cytochrome c to oxygen.